AUGAACAACGUCAAUAUGGCCAACAUGAACCCCAUGGCUGGAGGGCCUGUCGGUCCUGCUGUGCCCAUGAUGAAUAACGGCGCUAUCGCCGGUCCAUCUGCGCCGCGACCGCAACAGCAGCAGCAACAGCAACAGCAGCAGCAGCAACAACAGCAGCAACAGAUUACAGAGAACAACAGACAUUUACUGAACACCUACAUUUACGAGUAUUUUCUGCGCAACGAAAUGUACGAUUGCGCACGUUCUCUACUGAGCUCCGAUCCCCAGAUCAAACUACAGGAUGGUCCCAACUCUCGGCGCGACGAGAACGGGAAUCUACUUGGCAACGGCGUCGGCGACUCCAUGGACGUCGACAGCAAAGAAGGCGUCGAUGCGAAACGGCCCGACGAUCUGCCCCAGCCUAUGAUUGCUAACCUCUCUGUCGACCAACCCUUCCUGUUCGAAUGGUUCUGUCUCUUCUGGGACAUGUUCAACGCCCAGAAGGGCAAGAGUGGAAACGGUCAAGUCAACUCGUAUAUGAACCACACUCAGAACCAAUCUCGAAUGCGACAAAAUCAGCAACAGGAGCUUUUGCGCCAGAUGAGGCCGGAUUUGACGCCGCAGCAGCAGCAGAUGCAGAUCAUGCAAAUGCAGCGCAACGGUGCGAUGGGCAUGGUCAAGCCGGGCAACAAUCUGCCUCGCACAGCCAUGGCCAACAGCCAGAACAAUCCCAACAUGAUGCAGCACAUGCUCCAGCAGCAACAGAAACAAGGCCAGAUGCAGCGAGAGCCCUCAGACAUGGAUGGAAACCGAGCACGUCCCUCUUCCCCAGGUUCCGCUGACAACGCACCCUCUCCGUCCAAACGGAUCCGUCUCUCUGAAGGCGGUCCCUUCAAUCCUGCCCAGAACGGCAUGAUGCCUAACGGUCGACCAGCAGGGCAGGGAAUGCCAGGCCAGCAGCAGCAGGUAGGAACCGGCCCUUCGCAGCACGCUGAGCAACUGCUUCUUCAAAGUGGUAUAAAUCCAUCAACGCUGAACCCUGAACAGUUCGCAACCUUUCAAAGUCAGUCUCCAGCGGUGCAGCAGAAGACAAUUCAGACUUAUGCGGCGAACCUCCAGCAGCAGCAAAGCCAGCAGAUGGGCAAGCCCAUGCCAAAUGCAAAUGGCCCUCCUGGACAAGGUUCGCCCAUGGUUGCUCAGGCUCCUGAUGGGGCGACUAUCAAUUCCUUCUACAAUGCUGAGGGGAUGGCUGCUGCACCCCCAGGUGCUAUGAGGGGCCCCGGUGGUCCCAACGCCACCCAACAGGCUGGUGGCAGCAACCACGCUCUUCAGGAUUACCAGAUGCAGUUGAUGCUCCUUGAGCAGCAAAACAAGAAGAGGCUCAUGAUGGCGAGACAGGAGCAAGACGGUGGCAACAGCAUGCCCAUGCCCAGAGACGGGCCUGGCGGUCCGGGCGGUCCCGGAGGUCCCGGUGCUCCGCCCGGAGCCAACGCACCAUUCCAAGGCGCCUCGCCACAGGGAGCUCGUCCUGGGGCAUCACCAAAUCCUACGGACAUGAAGCGUGGUCCCCAACAGAUGAACCCAGCCGGCAUGGGCUCACCACUCCCCGAAGGCGCGCAGUCGCGCGGAUCGCCCAACACCAUGAACUUCAUGGGCAACCAGAUGGAUCCGUCCCAAGCACCUCAUUUCAUGGGUGGUGGUGGCGGUGCCGGCGGCAACAUGGCCGGCGGGCCGCAGAUGAACGGAAUGCGACCGCCAAGCUCGCACCCAGGACAGCCACCGUUCAACGGCCCGAUGAAUCCCCAGCAGCAGCAGCAAAUGAUGGCUGCUCGCCAGCAGGGCCAGAUGGCUGGGCAGCCAGGCCAGCAGAUGCAGUGGCAGCAGCAGCAGCAGCAGCAGCAACAGCAGCAGGGCGGUCCUGGCGGUCCCAAUGGUGCUCAGAUGGUCCCACAGGGCCAGACGCCGCAGCAAGUGCAGGGAACACCGCAACAGCGCCAUGCCGCGAUGCCUCCACCGGCGCAGCCCGCCGCCGCUGCAGCUGCCGCAAACGCCCGGAACACUUCGUCGCCACAGGUACCCAACGCGGCACCGCCCACGCCUUCUCAAUCAGCGAAGGCGGCGCCGAAGAAGAAGGAGACAAAGAGUGCGAAAGACAAGCGCACUGCGGCUCAGAAGAAGUCAAACCCGAACCUCAAUGCCGCUGGAGCGACUCCUGUUGCGGAGCCCGCCGCCUCGGAACCGGAGGCCCCUACGCCAGCGACGCCCAUCACUCCGGUCAACCCACAACAACCCAACGUCAACAGGCCAGGACCGAACGCAGGGCCUCCUCAGCCCAUGCCAAAUGGCCAAGGCCCCGCGCCUGUGCCUCAGCAAGCCGCACCCAUGGUGCCUCCCGCUGACCCCAACCAGAACCAGUUCAACAUGGACAUGCCGGAGUUUGGCCUUGAUUUCGCCAACCCACUUGCAACCAAUGAUGUGCUGAAUGACUUUGACUUUGACUCCUUCCUACACGAUAACGAAGGUGACGCAGGCGGGUUUGACUUCUCUGCAGCUGCCAACUUCAUGGAUCCAGAAAUUGAGACCUAG
This is a messenger RNA of Diaporthe amygdali, 2565 nucleotides long. Its product is annotated as SOM1 protein. The record is from RefSeq and is a predicted model, not a curated record. Lineage: Eukaryota; Fungi; Ascomycota; Sordariomycetes; Diaporthales; Diaporthaceae. Bases 1 to 2565 code for a protein of 854 amino acids. The transcript is spliced from 5 exons. Gene Ontology annotation, cellular component: nucleus. Gene Ontology annotation, molecular function: protein binding.